Drosophila santomea is the source of this 2140-nucleotide messenger RNA. RefSeq names its product RNA-binding protein 39 (gene Caper). Gene Ontology annotation, cellular component: nucleus. The record is from RefSeq and is a predicted model, not a curated record. The transcript has 6 exons. Gene Ontology annotation, biological process: mRNA processing. Gene Ontology annotation, molecular function: RNA binding. Bases 219 to 1991 code for a protein of 590 amino acids. Lineage: Eukaryota; Metazoa; Arthropoda; Insecta; Diptera; Drosophilidae.
GCAAUGAAGUAUGGGUACCAAUUAUCGAUUGCACGUCAUCGAUAAGUUAUGUGACAACCCUGAAGCCGAAAACAAGCAGCCACGCUAGAGAAGAAAAUCUGGUGGAAAAUUUACAAAAAUUGUAUUUGAAUAAACGCAAAAGCCAAUAGAGAAGUUCACACCAAGCAGGGGACUUUUUUCACGGAGCACCCCGGAUAGCACCGAAGUAAUUUUCGAACAUGGCCGAGGACUUCGAUGUGGAGGCGAUGCUCGAGGCGCCGUAUAUGAAAAACAAUGUCAGUGCGGGCAGCGGUGGACGUGGUGGACGCAGGCGCAGCGGCAGCAGUCCCGGUGGCGGAGGACACGAUGAUGACGCCGAGAAUGGUCCACGGAACGGCAGCGGCGGCGGAAGCUCACACAAAAAGCAAAGCAAGCGAUCCCGGAGUAGAAGCGGCUCACGAGAUGGCAAGUCUCGGCGAGAUCGCGGCAACGAACGUAGCAGUCAUCGGGACAAGGACAAAGAGCGCGAUCGAAACCGCGACGGAGGCGACCGGGAUCGACACCGCAGGGAAGGCGGCGAUCGUGACCGGGAGCGAGAACGUGAGCGCGAACGCGACAGAACUCGGCGCAGUCGAUCGCGGGAUGAACGCGGUGGAGGUGGACGCUACGGCGAUCGUGACAAGGAUCGGCGAGAUCGUCGCGGCGGCAGCAAGUCAAUGCAGGUGGAUCGCUCGCGUGACAAGCGUAGACGCAGUCGGUCCCGCGAUCAACAGCGCAAACGGCUGAGUCCGAUCCGUGAACGCAAGCGCAGUCAUUCCCGCUCAAGGGAUAGAAACAGUCGCCGUCGGGGAACCAAUUCGCCACGACGCCGCUCACCAGCGAAUGGAGCUGACCGCACCCCGCCCACCGAGCUCAGCCCCGAGGAGCGGGACGCCCGCACCGUCUUCUGCAUCCAGCUGUCGCAACGAGUGCGAGCACGUGACCUGGAGGAGUUCUUCUCCAGCGUGGGCAAGGUGCGCGACGUGCGUCUAAUCACGUGCAACAAGACGAAGCGCUUUAAGGGUAUUGCCUAUAUAGAGUUCGAAGAUCCCGAAUCCGUGGCACUGGCUCUGGGCCUCUCCGGCCAGCGGCUGCUCGGCGUGCCCAUCAUGGUGCAGCACACGCAGGCUGAGAAGAAUCGCCUCCAGAAUGCUGCACCCGCAUUCCAACCGAAGAGUCACACGGGUCCCAUGCGCCUCUACGUGGGAUCACUGCACUUUAACAUUACCGAGGACAUGCUGCGGGGCAUAUUCGAGCCCUUUGGCAAGAUCGAUGCCAUUCAACUGAUCAUGGAUACGGAGACGGGCCGAUCCAAGGGCUACGGAUUUAUCACGUACCACAAUGCUGACGAUGCCAAAAAGGCUCUGGAACAACUGAACGGCUUUGAGCUGGCCGGUCGCCUUAUGAAAGUGGGCAAUGUGACGGAGCGCCUGGACAUGAAUACCACCUCGCUUGACACCGACGAGAUGGAUCGCACGGGCAUCGAUCUUGGUGCUACAGGACGCUUGCAGCUGAUGUUCAAGCUAGCGGAAGGAGCCGGUUUGGCAGUGCCCCAGGCAGCUGCGAAUGCGCUGCUGGCCACAGCUCCGCAACCGGCGCCGUUGCAGCAACAGGAGGUGGCACCAUCGAUAGCCACACAGUGCUUCAUACUGUCCAAUAUGUUUGAUCCACGGACGGAGACAAACCCCACCUGGGACGUGGAAAUCAAGGACGAUGUGCUAGAGGAGUGCGCCAAACACGGCGGAGUGCUGCACAUCCACGUGGACACCAUCUCGCCCACGGGAACUGUGUACGUGAAGUGCCCGAGCACAACGACUGCUGUGCUGGCAGUAAAUGCACUGCACGGACGCUGGUUUGCCGGUCGAGUGAUCACGGCGGCCUAUGUGCCCGUGAUCAACUACCACACCAUGUUUCCGGACUCCAUGAACGUCGCCGAUCUGGUGACGUCUACGCGCAAGAACACCGACGAUUGAGCUGAAUGCGUGGGCAAAACUAUUGUUAAUAUUCGUUACAAGAACUAAUUUUUGGUCAAAACAUUUUCAAUUUUUUUAAAGACUCGACGCAAGCUGAAAAUUAGGGGCACAUAUUAAAAUACAAAUAUAUAUGAAUUUAAAAAUUUAAA